Cebus imitator (Panamanian white-faced capuchin) is the source of this 787-nucleotide messenger RNA. Its product is annotated as annexin-2 receptor-like. The transcript has a single exon. The annotation marks the transcript as partial. Gene Ontology annotation, molecular function: signaling receptor activity. NCBI's taxonomy places the organism in Eukaryota, Metazoa, Chordata, Mammalia, Primates, Cebidae. The record is from RefSeq and is a predicted model, not a curated record.
UUUCUUGGCUGUGUGAAGCGUGCCUGGGAUUCCGCCGAAGCGGCGCCAGAGCCCCAGCCUCCGCCUAUUGUGAGUUCAGAAGACCGUGGGCCGUGGCCUCUUCCUUUGUAUCCGGUACUGGGAGAGUGCUCACUGGACAGCUGUGAUUCGGAACUGCUUUCCAGUCCUUGCUGGCGGCUACGCUGGAUCUACCCGCAAAACGGACUCUUUCCCGGAGUCCAGAGCAUCUUGGAACCAAGUACCGACCAGCCCGCUGAGUUCAGUUGGCCCGGGACACAGAAGCAGCAAGAGGCACCCGUAGAAGAGGUGGACCAGGCAGAGCAAUCCGAGAGAGUCACACUCGGGCAACUUCCCUUGAGCAGUCCUCCCCAGCCCUGGGACAGACUGGAGGACACCCAGGCCUGUGACAGCGGGCGCCUUUUGAAAUGCCACCGUUCUCCAGCCUUCCAUUGGUGGCGCCACCUCCCGGGUUUCUCAGACUGCCUGGAGUGGAUUUGUCGCGUUGGUUGUAAUUCGUUCUCUGUACCCUGGGCGUGUUGCCCACGGAUCUGUGGAGCUAAGCAGCCUUAGACGGCAGCAGAAGACUUUUUGGAUUCUCGUUGAGAAGAUUCUCGGUUACCAAACGUCUCCACACAGAAAAUAAAAAUACAUUAAGAUGUGUCUUCAUGGCUGGUUGUCAAUUUUUAAAUUCUCUUUUACUGAUUAAUCUUCCUUGUGUCAGGUUGCUUAUUACUUGCAGUUUCCUUAUAUUUUAAACAUUUAUAUUUAUUUUAUUACAUAUUUUAUU